GAGGCUGGCCUUGAGCAUUUAGUUCCUCGUUUGGGAUCCAAACAUAGCCGGACCGCGGACGCGAUGGUCAAAGAAAUGUGCGAGCUCGCCGCCGUGUGCGUAGGCCUGGUGGGGCUGAUCGGGGCGGCCGCCACCACCGGGAUGCCCACGUGGAAGGUGACGGCCUUCAUCGGGGAGAACAUCGUGGUGAUGGAAAGCCGCUGGGAGGGCUUGUGGAUGAACUGCUACAGGCAAGCCAACAUCAGGAUGCAGUGUAAGGUGUACGAUUCCCUCCUGUUCUUGCCCGCCGAGCUCCAGGCAGCCAGGGGCCUCAUGUGCUGCUCCCUGGCCUUGUCGGGACUGGGGCUCCUGUUGGCUACGUUGGGAUUGCGCUGCACUUCCUGCUUCCGCGGUAACGACAGAGUCAAUGCGGCCAUCUUGUCGGUUGCCGGCGGCAUGCAGCUCCUGGCUUCCGUUUGCGUCUUCAUCCCCGUGUCAUGGACGGGACAUGUCAUCAUCCGGGACUUCUACAACCCUCUGCUGAUCGACGCCCAGAGGAGGGAGCUGGGAGACGCGCUUUACAUCGGCUGGGUGACCGGCGCCUUUCUCUUUAGCUCCGGCUUGUUGUUCCUCUGCGGUCUGCGGACGUCGGACAAAAGGUCCUCGGACGUGUCCCACCCCACCGUGCUGAGGAAGCCCGUUGUGAUGGACUACCAGCCUAUCCGGAGUCUCUCCAGCAUCACACCCUACGCCAUCCAGCAAGGCCCAAACAGUCACUAUCUCAUCGAUCAGAGUGACGCCGUCAUGCUCAACCCGACCGGAAGCACCUCCCGCUCGUAUCAAGGCAGCGCGGCCCAACAUUCGUCCCUGAGGCACUCAAACCCGCUGGGGAGCAUCUACACGCCGGUCAACUCCUUAUAUUUGAGCCAGAACAGCACGCCAUACACACUCACGUACAACCCCAGCAUGUCCUAUCAAUCCAGCUUCCACCCCGCACCUCAAACGCCCGUUUUCAUUCCAUAUAAAUCAUCCAGAAUUGAUCCGUCAUCUUACAACGGGAGCAGCCCAGGCAUGUACAUCUGAACAAAACGCAACCAUUGCAAGCGUGUUCAUGUCGGUUUGAAACAAAGCUUUGCGAUUACAUACCUGAACCCUGUUUUUGCUUCGUCUUGUGCUACACUGGAACUUGCCGCGAGCAGCGAAAAUACGUGAGAAAUUGAUGCGGACCCUAAAAGGUUUGCAUUUGCCUAUAGACACCAUAAGGUAGCGCCAAACCAAUAUCUAUUUUAUUACUCGCUACAGAUUUGACUAAUAACAGCGAAUAGGUGAGUUUGGUUAACAGGCAACGUUUUGACAACGUAUGCUUAUGACUUGUGUUAAUGAAGAACAAACGGUGGAGGCUAACACGUGGUGGAUACGCGGGAUGCCAUUUUGUUGAGAUUUACAACUAAAUUGUCACUGUUGUAAAAAUGUACUACGUACAGGCAAUGAUUUCGGUAACAUCUUAAAAUUCACAAGUGUUUGACGACAAAGUAAUACGAAGUCAACAAUGGUUUUAAAAAAAAAAAGGAAAAAUAAAUACAACUAAAAUGUAACAAUCUCCAUAAUUACAUUAUUAUUAUUAUUGAAUUGGAUUCGGGGUUAAAAUACAUCAGCUGUGAAUAAGCUACUGAAAUAUUUGCAAUUUGUGGAGAGUAUCAUCUGCAGUGUUACUUCUCACCACAUGGUGACGCCAAAUCACAGGAUGAAACUGGACUGCGCCUCUCAUUGUCAUUUCUUUUCAGUUUGAGCGAACAUUUGAGCAGCCGUUAUUCUCUACAAAUUAGAACCUCACGAUGAAUUUUUCAUCAAUCAAGUGGUCAUCAAGAUGGCUAUGUUUUUAGUUUUUAUUAUUUAUUUAUACAAAACCACAUUUCAAAGUAGUUGCAAGGUGACAUAUUUCCCUACCGUACUGUUUUAAGAGAAACAAGUAACAUUUUGGGGACAGGGUAUCAAAUGGAUCAUUCCAGAUGGGUGAAUUGAAAACCUUUUGGGUUCAAAAAUGGGGAAAAACUUCAAAGCAAAUUCAGCUGAAUUCGGUUCAAGGCGUAGCUGUUGGUGUCCAUUUUUUUUUACAUGAUGUGUUCUGUUGUCUUAUUGUCCUGUGAUGGUAAAUAAAGCUCUUUGUUGCAGCUGAAAA
Hippocampus zosterae (dwarf seahorse) is the source of this 2158-nucleotide messenger RNA. RefSeq names its product claudin-8-like. The transcript has a single exon. Gene Ontology annotation, molecular function: structural molecule activity. Gene Ontology annotation, cellular component: plasma membrane; bicellular tight junction. The record is from RefSeq and is a predicted model, not a curated record. Gene Ontology annotation, biological process: cell adhesion; bicellular tight junction assembly. Bases 64 to 1062 code for a protein of 332 amino acids. NCBI's taxonomy places the organism in Eukaryota, Metazoa, Chordata, Actinopteri, Syngnathiformes, Syngnathidae.